AUGGACGAAAACAUUCGUAAGUUUCUUCUCGAUCUAAAAGCUCUCACCGAAACUAGGAAAGAAAUGCAAGAGAAAGGACUGUUGACUCCAUUCCAACUUCAACAUAAACUUUCUAUGGAGGAGCACAUGAAAAACGAAAUCCAGAACUGUAUGAGAAGAGCUCAGGUGAAAAUUGAUGAGAAGAAGAAAGAAGAAGAGAAAAUGAUUGGACAGAUUACGUACAGAUUGGAGAGAAAAAUAAGAGAAAUGGAUAAAUUGAAGGAGGAAGAAGAAUAUAGACAACAAGUUGAGGAACGGUAUGAAGCUAGAAUGAAAAAGGAAAGGGAAGCAAUGGAGAUGCAGAGUUUGGCUGAAAAUUGGUCAAAAGAAGAGAGUGGACACAAGGAAAAAGGCGCAAUUUCCGAGAAAAAAGAAACCACUAGCAGCAAGAACAAAAAGAAUGGUAAGAAGAACAAAAAAGGAAAAAGUGAGGAGAGCGGAUCAUCCGGAAGUGAAGAAGUAAAUGAGCUGAAUAUAGAAGAACUUUCUCUCUGA
Caenorhabditis remanei is the source of this 534-nucleotide messenger RNA. RefSeq lists its product as uncharacterized. Lineage: Eukaryota; Metazoa; Nematoda; Chromadorea; Rhabditida; Rhabditidae. The coding region runs from base 1 to 534 and encodes 177 amino acids. The transcript has 3 exons. The record is from RefSeq and is a predicted model, not a curated record.